AUGGCGACAGAUACGUCUAAAUAUAAAUUCAAUCACACGAUGAUUCGGGUGAAGGAUCCGAAGCGGUCGAUCGAGUUCUACAAGUUCCUCGGUCUCAGCCAGAUCCACGAGUUCCAUGUCCCCGAAGCCAAGUUCUCCAACUACUUCCUUGCCUACACCGGGCCCGCCUCGCUGCAGGGCGACCGUCACUUCUCGGAUCGUAAUGGUGUCAUUGAGCUUACCCACAACCACGGCACGGAGAAUGACCCCGAGUACAGCGUGGUGAACGGCAACACAGAGCCUUACCGGGGCUUCGGCCACUUGGCUGUCUCUGUCGACAACAUCGAGCUGGCCUGUCAGCGCCUGGAGGACGCGGGCUACAUCUUUCAGAAGAAGCUCACUGACGGGCGCAUGAGGCACAUCGCCUUUGUCAAGGACCCGGAUGGGUACUGGGUGGAGAUCAUCAAGCUGGCGGACCAGGCCAUCUCUGCGACGACCGACCCGAAGUCCUACCGCCUCAACCAUACCAUGAUCCGAGUCAAGUCCGCCGAGGCCAGUAUCAAGUUCUACGAGGAAGUCAUGGGCAUGAAACUCGUCCGCACCGUCGAGAACCCAGACGCCAAGUUCAACCUCUACUUCCUCGCGUAUCCGGCUGCUAACCCCAGCAUCAAGGAGGGUGCUGCAAACCCCAUCGCCGGGUGGGAAGGUGUGCUUGAGCUGACCUGGAACUACGGCACCGAGAAGCUGGAGGGCAAGGUCUACCAUGACGGCAACGCGGAGCCCCAGGGUUUCGGCCAUAUCUGCAUGUCUGUUGACAGCCUCGAUGCCGCCUGUGCUCGAUUCGAGUCCCUCAACGUGAACUGGCGCAAGCGUCUGACUGACGGUCGCAUGAAGAACAUCGCCUUCAUCCUCGACCCGGAUGGGUACUGGGUGGAGAUCAUCCAGAACGAGGCUCUGGCGCAGUAA
This is a messenger RNA of Penicilliopsis zonata CBS 506.65, 945 nucleotides long. RefSeq lists its product as hypothetical. The coding region runs from base 1 to 945 and encodes 314 amino acids. NCBI's taxonomy places the organism in Eukaryota, Fungi, Ascomycota, Eurotiomycetes, Eurotiales, Aspergillaceae. Gene Ontology annotation, molecular function: metal ion binding; lactoylglutathione lyase activity. The record is from RefSeq and is a predicted model, not a curated record. The transcript has 4 exons.